GUUCGACACACAAGCAAAGAGGAAGCAAGCACAAUGCACAGCGCAGUCAACAAGAAGCUGGCGGGCGAUUUGGUCGACAUGGCUUACAUCCGCCAAGGCAGCGAGUCUCUCAGGGCGCGAGAGAAGCAACUCACAUCGCUUCUGUCCCACCGAAAGCUCCCAGAACAUGGCUGGGACGACCUGUCAAUCCAAGGGGUGCUGCACGAAUUCGCCCAAAUGGACAGCAACAACUUUGCGCACAAUGUCGGCGCCGGCGAGCGCGAAGCACGUGUUGCGAGUUCCCUGGUUGCCAAUCGGUGUUUCCACCUGGCUCAUGGCGUCGGUCGUUCCGGCGACAUCUGCGCGAUCCAACCCAAGGCAGCAGGGUCGUCGUUGAUGGUGCAGCUCACCAACCUCCUCGUGAAGGACAUGCUCCACAUCGCAGGCCUCAAAAACGCCAAGUGCGCGAUCGUCCUCCCAGUCGCAACUGGCAUGGCCAUGCUGUUCGCGCUCCUCACGCUCCAACUUCAAGCUCGCAGCGCUGGGCACGCGGCCAAGCGCUAUGUGCUGUGGCCUCGCAUCGAUCAAAAGUCGUGUUUCAAGGCCAUGGUCACUGCAGGGCUGGAACCCGUUGUGGUGGAGAAUGUGUUGGUCGGCGACGAAUUGCGCACAGAUUUAGAGGCACUGGAAGCCAAAAUCGUAGAGCUCGGCGCGGAAAACAUUCUGUGUGUGCUGUCCACGACCAGUUGUUUUGCGCCGCGGGGAUACGAUCGUGUGGAGGAGAUUGCACAGAUGUGCCGGCGCCACGACAUUGGACACGUGAUCAACAACGCGUACGGGUUGCAAUCGUCCAAGUGCACCCACUUGAUCAACCAAGCGAUUCGAACUGGCCGUGUGGACGCGUGUGUUCAAAGCACCGAUAAAAACUUUCUUGUUCCGGUGGGGGGGUCGGUCAUUUGCGGCCCCGAUGUUGGGUUUGUCCAAGAAAUCGGCAAAAUGUAUCCAGGCCGGGCUAGCAAUGCGCCGCUGUUGGACUUGUUCAUUACGAUGCUCCAUCUCGGCAGCGACGGGUACAAGGCGCUCUUGGCAGAACGCAAGGCGCUGGUGCCGUACUUCAAAGCCAAGUUGACGGAAGUGGCCGACUCUUGUGGUGAGCGACUGCUGCACACCCCCCACAACGACAUUUCGUUUUGCAUGACGCUUCAGCACCGCAUUCCGUCCGUGGAUGCAACCACGUUCCUCGGCUCCAUGUUGUUUUCCCGCGGUGUUUCUGGCACUCGAGUCGUCUCGACUAUCGACGUCAAGUCUGUGGGCGGCCACCAGUUUAUUGGGUUUGGGGCUCAUGCCAAUGCAUACCCGUCGGCGUACUUGACGGCCGCGUGUGCGAUUGGCAUGACCAAAUCUGAAAUCGACGUCUUUGCCGCUCGCCUUUGGAAGGCGCUCGUGGAAUUUCAAACCAAGUCGACCUUUGCGAUGCCUACGACUACUACGCCUGUACAGGUGCCCCCAAGCGAAGCCAACGUGUGUGCACAAGAGGACCCAUCUCCUCCAGAUUCUACUGCCUAACCAACUUAACCAAGUCUCUAUCAGGUUUAC
Messenger RNA from Aphanomyces astaci, 1575 nucleotides. RefSeq names its product O-phosphoseryl-tRNA(Sec) selenium transferase. Gene Ontology annotation, molecular function: O-phosphoseryl-tRNA(Sec) selenium transferase activity; tRNA binding. Lineage: Eukaryota; Oomycota; Saprolegniomycetes; Saprolegniales; Verrucalvaceae. Gene Ontology annotation, biological process: conversion of seryl-tRNAsec to selenocys-tRNAsec; selenocysteine incorporation. Bases 34 to 1545 code for a protein of 503 amino acids. The transcript is spliced from 10 exons. The record is from RefSeq and is a predicted model, not a curated record.